Molecule: messenger RNA, 3324 nt
Organism: Chelonia mydas (Green sea turtle)
Lineage: Eukaryota; Metazoa; Chordata; Testudines; Cheloniidae
Gene: DMWD
Product: DM1 locus, WD repeat containing
Exons: 4
Coding region: 418-1629 (403 amino acids)
Molecular function (GO): protein binding
Source: RefSeq, a predicted model, not a curated record
CCGCCCGAGGGGCCCGAGCCCGCCGAGCCGGGCGAGCCCGCCGAGCGCAGCCGCCUCUGCUGCAACCUGGGCCGGGAGCUCUACUUCUACUCGGGCUGCGGGCCGGGCCCCGGCGGCCGCGGCAGCAGGCGGUCCCUCGAUCUGAACAAGCCCAUCGACAAGCGCAUCUACAAAGGCACUCAGCCCACCUGCCACGACUUCAACCAGUUCACAGCCACCACUGACAGCAUCUCUCUGCUGGUGGGCUUCUCUGCUGGCCAGGUUCAGUACCUGGAUCUCAUCAAGAAGGACACCAGCAAGUUGUUCAAUGAGGAGCGGCUCAUCGACAAGACGAAGGUGACCUAUCUGAAGUGGAUCCCGGAGACAGAGGGCCUCUUCCUGGCCUCCCACGCCAGCGGGCACCUGUACCUGUACAACAUGGAGCACCCGUGUGGCUCCGCCUCGCCCCAGUACACCCUCCUCAAGCAGGGCGAGGGCUUCGCCGUCUACGCCUGCAAGAGCAAAAGCGCCCGCAACCCACUGGUGAAGUGGGCGGUGGGCGAGGGGGCCCUCAACGAGUUCGCCUUCUCACCCGACGGCCGCUACCUGGCCUGCGUCAGCCAGGACGGCUGCCUCCGCGUCUUCCACUUCGACUCCAUGCUGCUGCAGGGCAUGAUGAAGAGCUACUUCGGGGGGCUGCUGUGCGUCUGCUGGAGCCCCGACGGGCGCUACAUCGUCACUGGCGGCGAAGACGACCUGGUGACCGUCUGGUCCUUUGCCGAGGGCCGGGUCAUCGCCAGGGGGCACGGGCACAAGUCCUGGGUCAACGCGGUGGCCUUCGACCCGUACACCAGCAGCGUGGAGGAGGAGGAACCGCCGGAGCUAAGCGGCAGCGACGAGGAGCCCCAGGAGCCGGCCCACUUUGGCCGGGUGCGGACUAGCAGCACCCUUUCCCGCCUCUCCAAGCACAGCACCCAGAGCUCCCCCUCGGUGACCUACCGCUUCGGCUCGGCCGGCCAGGACACUCAGUUCUGCUUGUGGGACCUGACGGAGGACGUGCUGUACCCCCACCCCCCGCUCUCCCGGGCCCGGACUCUCACAAACACCUUCAGCUCUGGCAUCCCCUCCUCGGUGAGCGGCGGGAGCAACCUGGCUGGGGAGCCGGGGGUCAGCAGCGGGGGGUCCAUCCUGCCCCGCUCGCUCUCGCGCUCCAACAGCCUGCCCCACCCGGCCGUUACCAGCGCUGCCAAGAACCACGUGGCGGACAGCGCCGUGCCCUUCAGCAUCGGCAAGUUCGCCACGCUCACCCUGCAGGAGCGCCGGGACAAGAACGCCGAGAAGGAGCACAAGCGCUACCACAGCCUGGGCAACAUCAGCAAGAGCAACGACAAGAUCAGCGGGGCGCCCCGGAGCAAGCUGGACACGGCCAAGGUCUUGGGCACGGCCCUCUGCCCCCGCAUCCACGAGGUGCCCCUGCUGGAGCCCCUGGUCUGCAAGAAGAUUGCCCACGAGCGGCUGACGGUGCUGCUCUUCCUGGAGGACUGCAUCAUCACCGCCUGCCAGGAGGGGCUCAUCUGCACCUGGGCCAGGCCUGGGAAAGCCAACCUCCCCUCUCAGAACGGCAGCUCGCCCAGUGGCACUGUGGUAUAACCCAGGGACCGCCUGCCCCCCACUCGGUGCCAGCUUGGCCGCCUGGCACUGUCCAGACUCCGGGCCCUCGUUAUUUAACGCUAAUUGACGCUGCGUGGACAGACACUUCCCGUGGUGGUGAGCCGCUAACAGAGGUUUAAUAUAUAGAUACCCGUCUACAGAGCACAGGCCCCUCCACUGGCCUGGGCCACCCUGUCCCUUAACGUAUUAAUGGCCCCUGUUUAAAGCUUUGUGGAACUUCAGCCCUGGAGUGAUGGGUGCAGAGCCGGUCUCCCCAGAGCCCUCACUUUGCACAAUAGCCUGGAGCGCUGGAGCUGCGAGCUGCCCAGGGGUGGGGGGGGCUUUCUGCGGCUUCAGUUUCCCCAGAACACACUGGAGUGGCCAGAAGGGCCCCUACAGGUCGGCACUACCUGCACUUCCUCUGCCAAGAGACAACCACCCUGGAGCAUACGCAGUCCUGGAGGCAGCCGGAGACCUGGCACCCUGCCCCCACAUGGGCACAAGCUACCGCCGGCGUCCUCGGCACCACCUGCUGCUGUCCUAGAUUCCUUGCAGGCAGGCUGGGCUUCGUCCUGAGCCAGCAGUCGCUCUCAUGGUCGAGCUGAGGGGGGGCCUGCCUGUCUCUGUCCUUGCCCCGCAGGGCUUCUGUGCCCGCUGUUACUACUGAUCCCCGGCCCCAGAGAUGGCAGGGCUGAGUGGAAAGGUGCCCAGAGGGCGGCAGUUUGGCAAAUGCCUCCCUCUCCCCUCAGUGGGAGCGACCCCCAAAGAGAAACUCCCAGGCUGCUGUGCCAGUAUCCUGCAUUGUACCCGCUCUGGCCAUCUGCUCUGUGCCUGGGCAGAGCUGGGAGCCAGCCUAGUCAGUCCCCGCCCUCCUCAGGGGCAAGGGCACUGCCAUGCACCUUAGCUCUCCCCGGCCUCCCUGGAGCUGUGGGUGCUCACAGCACUGCCUGGCUACCGGCCCCUUCUUCCUGCAGCUGGCCACAGCGACUACCCCUUCCAACUCUUAAAGUCUGGGCCGCCAGCUCCAGCUGGGGUUGGACACAGCUGCCCCUGUGCUCCGCUGAGCCCCUCUGCCUGGGAACGGCCACCCUGGGCUCAUGUAGAAUCACAGCGGGGGAUGCUGGGUGGCACUUGGCCCCAGCUGUCUGAGCGACUGCCACUGCCUCCCGCCCUGGGGGAAGGCUGCCAGGAGAUGCACCUUUCGCUGGGCCGGGCCCGGGGAACUCUCCACCUCUGGAGCCGCCGACCCUGGGAGCUGACCAGAACACAACGUGCAUCCCUCCGGCUUGACUUGUGCUUGCCCCUGCUCGUUCCCAUACCUGCUGGGAUGGGGGAGAGCCCAGCCUUGUACACCCAGCGUGGGCACUGGGAGAGCCCGGUCCGCACAAAGAACAGUAUUAGCCUUGGUAUCCCCUGCCCCAUGGCCACUCACCUGUGCCCUCUAGCCCACUCCCCUGCAGGCAACCCUCUGGGGCUCUGUGCAGGCACUGCGUCGCCCUACUACUGCUGGCCCGAGGGUGCCUGCCCACUGGAUGCCCCCCAGCAGCCCACGCCCCUUGUCCACCCCUGCGUGGGGGGCAGGGCCCGCAGGGAUUGGGUACCCCUCUGCCGUCUGUUCCCCUUGUGGCUGAAUGUCUAAGUUAUGGAGCUGCGGAUCUGCAAGUUCUUAUUUAUACUAAAGAAACGAUUUUCACA